Messenger RNA from Fusarium coffeatum, 1431 nucleotides. RefSeq lists its product as uncharacterized. Gene Ontology annotation, biological process: regulation of transcription by RNA polymerase II. Gene Ontology annotation, molecular function: DNA-binding transcription factor activity, RNA polymerase II-specific; RNA polymerase II transcription regulatory region sequence-specific DNA binding. NCBI's taxonomy places the organism in Eukaryota, Fungi, Ascomycota, Sordariomycetes, Hypocreales, Nectriaceae. The record is from RefSeq and is a predicted model, not a curated record. Bases 1 to 1431 code for a protein of 476 amino acids. The transcript is spliced from 3 exons.
AUGCUCGUUACAAGGCAAUACGAUACUGAGCAUAGCCGUUGGCCAUUCAGCAGAUACGACCCAUCUCGUAACUCGAUAAGCCCUCGCAUGUCGAACCCUUACGAUGUCAAUGUCGAGCUGCCGGCACCUUCGAGCUGGCAAGGGCACAACUCCAGUUCUACCCAAGGAACCAAUGGGUUUUCCCAAUCCUACACUCCACGGAAUGGACACUCGCAGCUUUCUCAGAUGCAUCAGCCAGCGGAAGAGAAAGGCAAUUCUCUGGGAAUUCAUAUGAGGUCCGGAACAACACCGCUAUACUCGUCUCAAGUCCAAGCCGCAGAUCACAGUGGGAUCCUUUCAGCGCCGAAGCCAGCAGCAGCAGCUGGCACCUUCGUGCCCCUUGGCCGCUCAGGAUCUGAGGUUUCAACCGCCCAGUCCAGUCAGGGGGGAAGAGUCAACUUGUCACCGGAUGCAGAGGAUGACGACCUUGAUGAGGAAGACUCACUCGAUGGCGAUGAGAACUCGUCUCAAACCCCUGCGGAACGGGCAGCUGCUCGCCGUAAGAUGAAGCGGUUCAGACUUACCCAUCAACAAACCCGAUUCCUCAUGAGUGAGUUUGCAAAGCAACCUCACCCCGAUGCCGCGCACCGUGAGCGAUUGUCCAGGGAAAUCCCCGGGCUGAGUUCCCGCCAGGUCCAGGUCUGGUUCCAGAACAGACGCGCCAAGAUCAAGAGACUUAAUGCCGACGACCGCGAUCGUAUGAUAAAGAUGAGAGCAGUCCCCGAGGGUUUCGACAAUGUCCAGGCACUCCACUCCCCUUAUGGUGCAGUCCACGGCAUGAACGCUCCUAUGCACUCUCCGGGGCAGUUCAACACUCAGUCAUACGCCCAACAUAUGAUGAGACCCCUGAUUGUCGAUGCUCGAAGGAAUGAUGCCCACGAGCAUUCUUCACCCACCAGCCUGACCCCAGGAUUCGGUGGAAUGACAUACAGCCCUGCCGGUAGCAUGACCAGCUCCAGCCUAGCAUCGCCACUCACCCCAGCCCCAAGUGAUCGAUACCCGUAUGGUGGCCACUUCUCUGCUCCUCUUACAGGUAGUCCGAGAACAUCGCACCCAUUUGGGCAGCAGCACGGCCUUGGUAACCCUAUUGAGAUCCAUCGCUCAAGCCCUCAUCCUAUCCCGCCGCCACUGCUUCGUGACUCCCUAUCUCGAGCUAGGUCAGAGUCCUCGCAGUCGCCGCUACGACCCAGCAUGUCAUGGAAAGGAGAUGUCGUUGAAUACACAUACCGAGCUGCGAGCAGCACGAGCCCGAACCUCCCUGAACGACAGCCACCUCUGUAUCAGCCAACACCUAUAAGCCACCCUUCUGGCGGCAUUAACAACUAUGGCACAAACCCUAUCCCCAACACGACGACACCGCCAGGCAUCCCAGCUUCGAGAGCGGACAUCUGA